UUUCUUAAGUGCCACCACCAUCGCCCGACUAUAUACAGAAAGCAGCGAAAAAACCAAAUAAAUAUUUUGUGAAUUAAAGCGAGGACUCGAUUAAUAAGUUUCGGCAUUGAAGAAGUUCGCAAGUCAGAGCAGCCGACGACGUUGAUGCCCGCAGCGCAACUCCAGCGAAAAUCCCAAUCGCAGCGCGUCCACGAGAAAGCAAACGGAAUUUGCUCAGUGGAAGGGGAAGCCACGGCAGACAGAAGGCCCACACGGACACAAAAUGGCCACCAGCGAGAUAUCCAGCUCCAACGAGCGCCACUACUAUGCCAAGUUAGAGGCCAUCAAGGACAUUAGGGACAAGACGCUGUCCCUCGAGAAGCUUAAGGUGCGCAUCAUCAAGGAGGUGAAGCUGAGCGACGACGAGGAGAAGUGUCUGGAGGAGUACCGCAAGGAAAUGGAGCACCUGCUUGAAGAGAAGAUGUCCCACGUGGAGGAGCUGCGCCAGAUCCACGCGGACAUCAACGACAUGGAGAACAUCAUCAAGCAGACAAAGGAGAACCAGACGCGCUCCUUCGACAUGGCUAAUCGCGUCUACGAGGAAUACUUGGCUCUGAAGUACCAGAUCGAUCACAUGCGGCGAGACUACCUUGGCCUCAGUCCGCUGCGCGACCUGCACGAGGAGGAGGGCAGCCCCAUAUCGAAGGAUCGUUUCCAGACAAACUUCCUCAAGGUGGCCGCACAGUCGGCGGCGGCCGCCGCAGCCGCAGCAGCCGCCUCGGUCGCACAACCCACGUCCCUGGCUCGACCACACGCUCGUCAUCCCCUGAUGCCCGAGGCUACGGUCACCGCCAUGCCCCCCAGUGCAUCUGCAUCUCCGAAAAUGGGAACCAAGCAGACUGUGUCGCCGAAGCAGGUGGCUGGUGGCAAUGCCAAGGCCAGGGCAAAGCCAAAAUCUGACACUCCACCGCCCUCGCCCGCUGAGGAAUCGCUGAUCAAGAGCAAGGCAAAUGGACGCGAGUCGAAGAGCCGCGAAUCGCCAGCGGAGGCCAACACCCUGCCACCCCAAAAGUCGUUGGUUGUCGCGUACAUUCUGUGGCUGUUUGGAGGCAUUUUCGGCCUGCAUCAUCUGUACCUGCACCGCGAUCGCCACGCCUUCAUUUGGAGCUGCACGCUGGGCGGCUACAUGGGCAUUGGCUGGAUAGGUGAGCUCUUCCUGAUACCCGAGUAUGUGCGGGAUGCCAACGAAGAUCCGCGAUUCGUAAAGGCGUUCGUGGCCAAGCUGCAGGCCUUUCAGCGCCCGCCGUACUCCUCCAAGCGCUUCGUGGGGCAGGUGAUGAUUGGCCACCUGUUUGGACAGCUCUUCGCUAUGGCCAUACCGCAGACAGUGGUGGCUGGGCUCGACCUGUCCUUCCUGCACUGGGCCAUUCCCCUCUUCGUGUCCCUGGGCAUCUGGCUGGUGGGAAACAUUGGCCGCGAGCAGGGCGUGUGGUGGCACUGCCUACUGGCCGCCUAUUUGGCCUAUCCAGCGAGGUUCCUCAUCUACGACGAGACCUACUCCCUGCUGCUGACGGGCCUGGUGUCCGCUCUCACCUUUGACGGCAUCUCGAAGCAGUGGCGCAGAACGCCGCCACGUCGUGGACGACCCGUGGAGCGAUCCCUGAAGCUGACGGGAGCCAUUCUGAUCUACUGCACCUUCUGGGGCAGCUUCGUCUACUUCAACGGCACCAUUUCGGACGAGGAUGGCGGCGAGGUGCCCAUACACGAGGCCCUUCACAACUUCCUUGCCUCCGCCUGGUGGACGGAUCUCAAGCAGGCCCUGCACGACACCUACAACUACGCGCAGCAUCACGGCUGGUACGAGACCUGGAAGGAGGUAUUCGAGAGCAUGGACGUGGACGGCGAGCGCAACUCCUACAAAGUGCUGGGCGUCAGUGCCACCGCGUCGCAGGCCGAAAUCACGGCCGCCUAUCGCAAGCUGUCCAAGGAGUACCAUCCAGACAAGGUCAAAGACGAGGCACUGCGCGCCGAGGCCCACCAGCGCUUCAUCGAGGUCCAGCAGGCCUACAGCGUGCUCAGCAAGAUCAAGUCGAACCGCCGCCGUAAGAACAAGCAGUUCCAGGACGACGAUGCAAUUGUUCUCUAGGACAGUCCACAAUUUAAGUUAGUGCCUCCCCCUCCCUUAAAUAUACAUUUCCAUCGAAUUGUGUGGCAAGCGAGCAAGCGCUUACGUGGACACCGAUAAGGCGACGGUUCUGCCGGCUCAAAGCGUGACACAGUCACAGCUACCCCCGCCCUCCCCCCGCGCUCAAAUUGCUAAAUCACGACAACAAUGAGAGGUUUUAUUCUCCACAAUUAGUUUUCAUAUUCAUUUAUUUAUUUUAUAUAUUUUACAUAAUAUAAUGAACUACUUAACAAUCUAGGCAAAAAAAAAAGAAAAAAUAUUUCGUGUAAUUUAAUUAAAUUUUUUUUUUUCGUUUCAAUUUGUUGUAAACAAUGUUCUUGUGUGUGUGUGUGUAUAUUUUUUUUUUUGCACUAAUAUAUAGUGGGAAACGCGUUUCAAUAAACGGAAAAAUAUAUUUAUGUAUUUAUG
This is a messenger RNA of Drosophila guanche, 2572 nucleotides long. Its product is annotated as dnaJ homolog subfamily C member 22-like. Bases 263 to 2125 code for a protein of 620 amino acids. Gene Ontology annotation, biological process: endocytosis. Gene Ontology annotation, cellular component: early endosome; plasma membrane. Lineage: Eukaryota; Metazoa; Arthropoda; Insecta; Diptera; Drosophilidae. The record is from RefSeq and is a predicted model, not a curated record. The transcript has 2 exons.